This is a messenger RNA of Sinocyclocheilus anshuiensis, 2036 nucleotides long. RefSeq names its product F-box only protein 3-like. Lineage: Eukaryota; Metazoa; Chordata; Actinopteri; Cypriniformes; Cyprinidae. Gene Ontology annotation, cellular component: cytoplasm. The record is from RefSeq and is a predicted model, not a curated record. The transcript has 11 exons. The annotation marks the transcript as partial. Gene Ontology annotation, molecular function: protein binding.
CUGCAGUUUUGUAAGUCGUCGACUCAAUGAGCUGACAGGCCAUAACCCCCUAUGGAAGAGACUUUGUCAGAAGCACUGGCUCCUUACAGAGGCAGACAAAAACCACAGAGGCCUGGCAUGGAAGGAGCUGUUUCGGGAGUAUUAUGCUGAUCUGGGCCGUUAUAUUGACGAUUACAGCACUCUCAAGAAAGCCUGGGAUGAUCUGAAGAACUACCUGAAUCAGAAAUGUCCCCGAAUGAUAGCUUCACUUAAAGAGGGAGUGAGGGAGGAAGAGCUAGACACCAUUGAGGCCCAGAUUGGCUGCAAACUCCCUAAUGACUACCGUUGCUCCUAUAGGAUACACAAUGGACAGAAACUUGUGGUCCCUGGGCUGAUGGGCAGCAUGGCUUUGUCCAAUCACUAUCGCUCAGAGGACCUGUUGGAUAUUGAGACAGCAGCGGGGGGAUUUCAACAGAGGAAGGGAAUGCGGCAGUGUCUUCCACUCACAUUUUGUUUCCACACUGGCCUCAGCCAGUACAUGGCCUUGGAGAGCACAGAGGGACGAACACGCAGUGAAAUCUUCUAUCAAUGCCCGGAUCAACUGGCUCAAGAUCCCUCUGCAAUUGACAUGUUCAUUACGGGUCCUAACUUUACUGAGUGGUUUACUUCCUAUGUUGACAAUGUUGUAACAGGAGAAUACCCCAUCAUUCGGGACCAGAUCUUCAGGUAUGUUCAUGACAAGCGCUGUGUGGCAACCACUGGUGACAUCACAGUAUCGGUCUCUACCUCCUUCCUGCCAGAGCUCAGUUCAGUCCAUCCGCCACACUUUUUCUUCACCUAUAGAAUCAGGAUUGAGAUGGCAAAGUCUGCCCUGCCAGAGAAUGCAUGCCAGCUAGACAGUCGGUACUGGAAGAUCACAAAUGCAAGCGGAAAUGUGGAGGAGGUCCGUGGCCCUGGUGUUGUGGGCGAGUUUCCAGUGAUGACACCCGGUAAAGUUCACGAGUACGCCAGCUGCACCACGUUUUCCACCACCUCUGAGUACAUGGAAGGCCACUACACAUUCCACCGGCUCAAGAACAAAGAGGAAGUGUUUGACGUUUCAAUCCCACGCUUCCACAUGGUGUGCCCACCAUUCCGUGAAUCAAUGGUGCGGUCGAGCUCAGUCAGUGAGGUGUCUGCUCCUUAUGAUGAUGAGAAUUCAUCAGACCCAGAUGACUAUGAGGAGGGAGAAAUGCGUGGCAUGAACAUGGCUGACCCAGGAGGACGCUGCCCUCGGCAUGUCUGAUGCACUUUUACAUGUCCCCGGCCAACACCCGCCCACAGAUACUGAUGCACAACAAACUCACACAAACGGGAGAGCAGGAGGACAAACAGAGCUUUUAGGCAUCCAUUGUUUAUUGUACAGCGCUCUUGUGCCUGUCACCUCUUGAGCGUUUUCUCCAGUUUCUGUGGCCAUGUGUCUGGUUGUGGCAUGUCUGUGUCUGUGCACGUCUGGACGUGUGAGAUCAUUGUACGUGAGUUUGAGUCUGCAAGUGUGGUUUGUGAUUGAGUGAGAGUGCGAGAGUUUAUUGAAUGUGUGCGAGAUUCUGUGAGAUUGACUCUUUUUGCCUGGGUUUCACAAUUACCUGCAACUUACCUAAAGGGAUGGUUCAGCCCAAAUUGAAAAUUGGAAUUUACUCACCCUUACGUUGUUCCAAAUCUGUAUGUCUUUCUGUCUCCUGUAGAACACAAAAGAAUAUAUGAGUAUAUUUUGUCCAUGCAGUGAAAGGAGUCCAUUGUUGUUUUGAACCCACUGACUUUAAAUUUAUGGACCAAAACAGUUUUUCUUCAAAAUAUCUUCGACAGUAGACAUGAUUGGUAGAAGUAAGACCAUCAAACAGGUUCGGGAUGACAUGGGGGUGAGUAAAUGAUGACAAAAAAAAUUCAUUUUUGCCUGAACUAUCCCUCUAAAAACUUACAAUUACAGAGCACGAGUAGAAAUUAUGACACUACUAUUAGCAGAAAAGUACACGCACACUGAAUUGGGAAUACUCGCUGUGUGUGUAUAUAGAUAUAUA